AUUAUGUGACGUCAUUAUGGCCUGGUUGGGUUAGGUUUGCUUGGAAAUUUUUGUUUUAAAUCUUGUAUUUUAAUAUAAUAGAUGUUGUGCUACUUAUUUUAGAUUAGUAAUAUAAAUACCUCAUAUAGUAGCGAUAAUUCUAGUGCCAAGAUUUGUUUGUCUCGGCGACGUUUUCUGGCGAAAAUGAAUCGCCAUGAAGGAGUCAGCUGUGAUUCUUGUUUGAAAAAUAACUUUAGAGGACGACGAUACAAAUGUUUGAUUUGCAUCGAUUAUGACUUGUGUGCUGCCUGCUAUGAGUCUGGCGCCACCACAAAUCAACAUACAACAGAACAUCCAAUGCAAUGCAUACUUUCUAGGAGCGAUUUUGAUCUCUACUACGGCGGAGAGACAUUAGCAUUGGAGCAACCUCAAGCCUAUACAUGUCCAUUUUGCAAUCGUAUGGGAUUCACAGACACAGGGCUUAUGGAACAUGUCACCUCAGACCACUCAGACACAACUUUAGCAGUAGUGUGUCCAGUGUGUGCAUCAAUGCCAGGUGGGGAACCCAACUUUGUAACAGAUGACUUUGCGGGACAUCUCACACUUGAACACCGGAGUGGACCUAGGGAUCUUAUAUCUUUUCUCGAUGAGCCAAGUGGCAUCAGACACGGCGGUGUUCGCCGCAUGCCGCCCUCGGGCCGUGGGGUGAGCCGUCCACGACGUACCAACAUGCAAUUUAGUAGCGGCGGUAUAUCGUCCCUGUCGCCGUCGUCGCGCGACGCGGUCGUGGACCCGAUAGCGGAGCUGCUGUCGCAGCUGUCGGGCGUGCGGCGCGGCGCCGGCCAGCCCAACACGCCCAGCCAGCUGCAGCAGUUGCAGAUGCAGCUGCAGCUCGAGCGGCAGCAGGCCACUGCGGCUCGACAGCAACUAGAGCGGCUGCCGCGGCGGCCUACGGCGGCGUCAUCGAGCGCAAGCAGCGCCGCGCAGCCCGCCGCGCAGCCUGCAGCCGCGCAACCGCACACCAGCGACGCGGCUGACUCGCAGUUCCUGCUCGCCGGCUUCCUUGGAGCGACGGAGGGCGCGGAGACGGCUGAGACGGAAUGUCGCGCGGCGCUGCUCCGCGGGCUGCUGCUGGCGUCGCUGGGCCGCGCGCCGCCCGCGCCGCAGCCGCCCGCGCCCGCGCCGCCGCCGCCCGACAGCGCGCCCGCGCCCGCGCCGCCGCGCACGCACCCCGCGCCCGCGCAACCGGCGCAACCCGCGCCCGCGCACCCCGCGCAGCCCGCGCCCGCUCCCGCCCCGCCCCUGCCGCGCGCUAAACCCGCACCACGCACCAAGGUAACAAUCGCAGUAUAA
Messenger RNA from Zerene cesonia (dogface butterfly), 1332 nucleotides. RefSeq names its product E3 ubiquitin-protein ligase KCMF1 (gene Kcmf1). Lineage: Eukaryota; Metazoa; Arthropoda; Insecta; Lepidoptera; Pieridae. The record is from RefSeq and is a predicted model, not a curated record. Gene Ontology annotation, cellular component: plasma membrane. Gene Ontology annotation, molecular function: zinc ion binding. The coding region runs from base 184 to 1332 and encodes 382 amino acids. The transcript is spliced from 8 exons. Gene Ontology annotation, biological process: synaptic signaling.